Messenger RNA from Apiotrichum porosum, 348 nucleotides. RefSeq lists its product as uncharacterized. The record is from RefSeq and is a predicted model, not a curated record. The transcript is spliced from 2 exons. Bases 1 to 348 code for a protein of 115 amino acids. NCBI's taxonomy places the organism in Eukaryota, Fungi, Basidiomycota, Tremellomycetes, Trichosporonales, Trichosporonaceae.
AUGGUAUGUUUUGAGGUUAACGCGGCAGCUGGUUUCGCCACGUUUCUCGACUUUUUGGCUGACGACGAAAGGGCACGCGUUAUCCCACCCCCGUUCUAUCGCUACACUGAGCCACUUGACGCCGACACUAUUCGCGCCAGCCCCGUCGAGUUUGCUGAAAGGCGUAACGGUGCCGUGUCCGACUAUCUCUUCCGGGUGACACUCUUGCUUCAGCGUGGUGACUGGCCCGUCGAUUCCCAGAAGGAUAUCGAGUGGCAGCACCUCAUGCCUGAGGCGGUCCGCAACUCCGAUUCGCCUUCCGAAGUCAGCAACCUACCACUCAAACCUGAGCUCCCAUACCCCUCUUGA